Messenger RNA from Nelumbo nucifera (sacred lotus), 1129 nucleotides. Its product is annotated as agamous-like MADS-box protein MADS3. Gene Ontology annotation, biological process: positive regulation of transcription by RNA polymerase II. Lineage: Eukaryota; Viridiplantae; Streptophyta; Magnoliopsida; Proteales; Nelumbonaceae. The record is from RefSeq and is a predicted model, not a curated record. Gene Ontology annotation, molecular function: RNA polymerase II transcription regulatory region sequence-specific DNA binding; protein dimerization activity; DNA-binding transcription factor activity. Gene Ontology annotation, cellular component: nucleus.
UACUAUUCCAUUUACCCCAAUACUUGCUGCUGUAAAAAAAAAGGGAGUCUGUCUCUUUCUUUCUCGUGGUCGGCUAUUCCAUUUUCUGGAUCGGCUCUCGGUGGUCGUCAGUAGUGGAGCUGUGCUUCUGUGGGAGACUUUGAGAGAGAAGAAAAAGAUGGGGAGAGGAAGAGUGGAGCUUAAGAGGAUCGAGAACAAGAUCAACCGUCAGGUCACCUUCUCCAAGCGGAGGAACGGUUUGCUCAAGAAAGCUUACGAGCUUUCUGUCUUGUGCGAUGCUGAGGUUGCUCUCAUCAUCUUCUCCAGUCGCGGAAAGCUCUAUGAGUUUGGAAGCGCCGGCAUAAACAAAACCCUUGAGCGAUACCAACAAUGCUGUUACACUCCUCAAGACACCAGUGCGUCCGACCGUGAAACACAGAGCUGGUACCAAGAGGUGUCCAAGUUAAAGGCAAAAUAUGAAUCUCUGCAACGCUCACAGAGGCAUUUGCUUGGAGAAGAUCUAGGACCACUUAGUGUGAAAGAGCUGCAGAAUCUUGAGAAGCAGCUUGAAGGGUCUCUCUCACAAGCUAGACAACGCAAGGCGCAAAUAAUGAUGGAACAAAUGGAAGAACUCCGCCGAAAGGAACGUCAUCUUGGAGACAUCAAUAAGCAGCUCAAAAAUAAGCUUGAGGCAGAAGGACAAGGUUCAUUCAGAGCCAUCCAAGGCUCAUGGGACUCCAUUACAGUGGUUGGAAACACCACCUUCUCAAUGCAGCCGUCUCAAUCCAAUCCGAUGGACUGCGAACCCACCUUGCAAAUAGGGUACCAUCACUUUGUUCCACCAGAAGGAGCAACUGUUCCCAGAAGCGUCGACUGUAACUUCAUUCAAGGAUGGAUUCUCUGAACCAAUUUGAACAAAACAGACAUAAAUUAUGUGGUUGACUGAAAGUUCUAGAUUUAAUUGGCUGUGCUAAGUUACAACUUUUUCUAUUACAUUCAUGUAUGCUAAAUGCUUCUAUGGCAUUUCCUGGUGGGGCACUGGGGAUCUUUUCUUCCUGGAUUAUUAUUAGCUUUUGUAUCUUUUCUGAUCACAAGUUUAACAGUAUUUCAAGUCCAAUAAGAUGAGAUGACUCUCAAAAACCUAUCCCAA